This is a messenger RNA of Gamsiella multidivaricata, 1273 nucleotides long. Its product is annotated as GTP-binding protein YchF. The record is from RefSeq and is a predicted model, not a curated record. NCBI's taxonomy places the organism in Eukaryota, Fungi, Mortierellomycota, Mortierellomycetes, Mortierellales, Mortierellaceae. Gene Ontology annotation, cellular component: cytoplasm. Bases 42 to 1241 code for a protein of 399 amino acids. The transcript is spliced from 4 exons. Gene Ontology annotation, molecular function: GTP binding; ATP hydrolysis activity; ATP binding.
GAUUCUCCUCCUCCCAUUCCAACUCUUCCACUUUCGACAUCAUGCCACCAAAGAAGGCCGCUACCGAAGAAAAGAUCCUCUUGGGCCGUCCCUCCAACAACUUGAAGAUUGGUGUUGUUGGUCUGCCUAAUGUCGGAAAGUCGACCUUCUUCAAUGCCAUCACCAACUCGUCGGCACCUGCAGAGAACUUCCCUUUCUGCACAAUUGAUCCUGAGGAGUCCCGCGUUGCCGUUCCUGACGCACGCAUGGAAGUUUUGAUGGAAAAGUUCAAGUCGACGAACAAGAUCCCCGCCUGGUUGACGGUCAUUGAUAUUGCUGGAUUGGUGAAGGGUGCUUCGGCCGGAGAGGGUCUCGGUAACGCCUUCUUGUCCCAUGUCCGUGCCGUUGAUGCUAUCUUCCACGUCUGCCGUGCUUUUGAUGAGGUCGAUGUCAUCCAUGUUGAUGGAGAGGUCAACCCUAUCAAGGAUCUCGAGACCAUUCACCACGAGCUCCGUUUGAAGGACGAGGAAUUCCUCAAGAGUGCCAUGGCUGAUUUGAAGAAGACGAUGGGACGCCUGGGAUCUAACAACACUGCGCCCGAGCGUGCUCGUCAGGCAGAGAUGGCCAUUCUUGAGAAGCUGUUGCACCACAUUGUUGAGGACAAGAAGGAUGUCCGCUGCGGUGACUGGAACAACAAGGAGGUCGAGGUCAUCAACCCUCUCAUGUUGCUCACUGCCAAGCCCGUCAUCUACCUCGUCAACUUGAGCGAGACUGAUUACAUCCGCAAGAAGAAUAAGUGGCUCGCCAAGAUCCACGCCUGGGUCCAGGAGAACAAUCCCGGCGAUGUCUUGAUCCCAUUCUCCGGAUCCCUUGAGAGCAGGAUCUCUGAAAUGGACGAGGCUGCCCGUGAGGAGGAGUUGAAGAAGAUUGGCACUACGUCUGCAUUGCCCAAGAUUGUCGUUUCCGGUUACUCUGCCCUGAACCUCAUUUACUACUUCACUGCCGGUCCAAUGGAGUCGAGAUGCUGGACUGUCCGCAAGGGAACCAAGGCUCCUCAGGCAGCUGGUGUCAUUCACACUGAUUUUGAGCGCGGUUUCAUUAUGGCUGAAGUCAUGCGUUACGAGGAUCUCAAGGAGCUCGGAAGCGAAGCUGCUGUCAAGGCUGCUGGAAAGUACAUGCAGAAGGGUCGUGAUUACAUUGUCCAGGAUGGAGAUAUUAUCCAUUUCAAGUUCAACGUCACUGCCCAGCCCAAGAAGAAGUAAAAUAAACCCGGUUGCACAGCUACAGAAGUGGA